AUGGAGGAGGAGGAGCAGGAGGAGGAGAGCAAUGGCAGUAAAAACAUGGCUGAGCACCUGCCCACAAAAGACGGCUGCCAGCUCAUAAAUCUUUGUCACAAGAACACAAAGUUACUGAGUUACACAACGGUCGCCUUCUUUGAAAAUUUUGCGCUCUUUCAGGAUCACCUAAAUGAAUCCAGCUGCUCUUGGCCUCUCUGUACUUUUUGGAUAAAACUACACCUUCAGGUGAAUGCAGAGUUCCUGCAGAUCACUACAAAACCCCUGCAGGCGAAGUUCUUGGCUCAGCUGGACAAUUUAACAGACAAGCUGAUGCAAAAUUUUCAGGGGAGCAAAGGAGCAAAGGGCCAAAAGAUCAAGGAUAUCAUGGCGAUCAGUAGUUUGUAUGAUGACAUCGACAUAAAGAGGGAGCAUACUCUUAAAAGCCUGGUGAUCUACUUUAAUGAAGAUCCAGACCUACUGUUCAAGGAGUAUCUGACCUCCUCCACUGAGGAUGAACGGUUGAGGUCCACUGCAGCAACUGUCACUGUAUUUACACCAUCAGAAGAGAAGGGAUUCAGGAGCCAGAGGAUGUUGGAGUUGUCAUUGAAGGUACUACAGUUAUGAACAACCUCGGUAGUGUCAUCAUGGCAUUCAUCGUCCUCUUUGGACUGAUUUAUGCACUUGAUCUGAGCUAUCCAAAUGACCACAAGUACGCUUUUGAGUUCUGUCAGAAGAUUUUGAUGAAUCUGGAUGGACAAAGGCUCAGUACAAAGAUGCAGCAAAUGAAAAUGAAGAUGUUUGCUUAGGCAAACAAGACCCAGCACAAAAGUUGAUUUUGGCCUUUUUAUAUCUUUUGUUCAA
Molecule: messenger RNA, 843 nt
Organism: Maylandia zebra (zebra mbuna)
Lineage: Eukaryota; Metazoa; Chordata; Actinopteri; Cichliformes; Cichlidae
Source: RefSeq, a predicted model, not a curated record